AUGAAGGGGGGCCAUGCCGCCCGCCGCCACGUCCUCUCCAUGGGCCGCUUCGACCUCGCCUCUAUCCCCAGUAUGGACGCCAACGGACACCGGCUGUGGCUUGCAUCGUCGAUCUGGGCCUCCGGCUGCUUCAACCGUUCCGCGACGUCGGCCAACCCGGCCUGGAUGUCGCCGUUCGAGGCCUUCUUCGGACGCAAACCGCCGCUCAAGGUCGUCCCCUUUUUCCAGGAGGGGAUGAUGCGCGUGAAGCGCGCCAGCAAGGCGGACGUCCAAUCCGUUCGUUGCUUCUACCUGCACGGAGCGCGCAACCACUCCGACACCACUGUCGUACUCCGCGCCGACACCGGCAGGAUCUGCCUGUCCAACAACGUCGUGUGGAUCAACCGCCGCACCGCCGUGCCGGCGCCGGUACCGGCCAGCGGGGGGGGUUCUUCGGUCACCGCGGCGCCCUCGCCGGCCGCCGCCGCUCCUACAGCCGCUGCCGCACCGCCACCGCCAUGGACAUCGCGGACCCGCUGCCGCACCGCCACCGCCAUGGACAUCGCGGACGUACACCCACACCCCGCCCACAGCGACUACCGCUACGCAGCAGCCGGCUUCGCCGCCGCCAGCUUCUCCGUCGAUCUUCACAGGGUCCGGAGCUCCGUCGCCGAUCUCCACGGCAUCGUCGAGUGCACCGCUGUCCACCGCAGCCACGCCGCCCCGUCCACCGCACGGAAGCGCCGCCGCUCCCGCUCCCCAUCACCCGCCGCUUUCACAGCGAGCCGUCAGAGAGUUGGGCGAGAAAGAAACCAGGGUGGCGGCACCGCUCUCCAACACCGCCUUGGGCUGCUGUCGAUGAUGGGCAAGGAUGCGCUCGUCUCGUCGCUCGCCACCCGGGAAGCCGUCGAUCAAGGACGUCGAGACCUGCCACCGUCCGCCAACAUCGCCCCUCCCGCUCCCCCACAGCCGCAAGAUACGAGUUUAGCAGGCCAUGGGAGCGGGGGGGCCGCAGGAGCUCGGGGGCCGGGGGGCCUGCACAUGUUCGCAGCAAUGUUCGCCACCCGCGAGGAUGUGGAAGCCACUCUUCGUGCCAAGCGCCCUCCUGACAAGACGCCAGACCUUCCUCACUGCCUCGCCAGCGACCUCCGAGUGCCGAAAACGUUCAAGGAGGCCAUGCGGUCUCAACAUUCAGAGUUGUGGGAUGAUGCAGUCGGUCGUGAGUUUUUCGGUCUGCUGGAUGCAGGUACUUUUAGUCCGGUGUAGCAACCAGUAGAAAACUUCAUCAACGCCAAGUGGGUAUUCAACUGUAAGGCAGACGAGUACGGAUGGCCGACGAA
This is a messenger RNA of Ectocarpus sp. CCAP 1310/34, 1319 nucleotides long. The record is from the annotation of a GenBank genome assembly. NCBI's taxonomy places the organism in Eukaryota, Phaeophyceae, Ectocarpales, Ectocarpaceae.